CUGGUCAAGCAAGUCCGGCUUGCAUUAUUCAUGCUGACCUUCUGAGGGAUUGCAUAAAUGUACAAAUGCGCGUCUCGCUUUUGUUCAGGGAAGAAAUUUUGAAACAAACCACUUACGAAUGCGAGAUUAUACCUGCGCGAGUUGUUUACGGGGCUAUAAAAUUUCACGUGCAAAAUUUCGGCCGGGUAUCGCCGUCGGCAAACCGGGCCCAGAGACUUCAAGUGAGAGGAGAAACAAAAUUCACCGAAUGCUGGGAUAGAUAUAUAAGCAAGAGGGAACAUGACACACAGCAUCAGUUUACCGACAAACACGAUCUAAGCACAACACCAGAAAUGGCAUUCAAGCUCAUCGCCCUCGCCGCCCUCGUGGCCGUCGCCAACGCCGGAGUCCUCGCUCCCGCCCCCCUGGCCUACCAUGCUGCCCCCGCCUACGGCUACGCCGCCCCCAUCGCCAAGGCCGUCGACGCCGACUACGACCCCAACCCCCAGUACAGCUACUCCUACGACGUCCACGACACCCUGACCGGAGACGCCAAGAGCCAGCAGGAAACCCGCAACGGAGACUCCGUCGAGGGCAGCUACUCCCUGAUCGAGGCUGACGGAACCCGUCGCGUCGUCCACUACACCGCUGACCCCCACAACGGAUUCAACGCCGUCGUUGAGAAGGAACCUGCAGGCCACGGACACGUCGUCCCCAAGUACGCACCAGCCCCCGUCAAGGUCGCCGCCCCCGCUGCCCACGUCAGCUACGCUGCCCCCGCUCACGGAUACUACCACUGAUAUGUUUAGUUUAGGAGACUUGAAUAGCGCUUUUAUUUUAUAAUUUCCUGUAAAUAAACCUUAUUUACCAAUUAA
Molecule: messenger RNA, 854 nt
Organism: Diprion similis
Lineage: Eukaryota; Metazoa; Arthropoda; Insecta; Hymenoptera; Diprionidae
Product: cuticle protein 7-like
Exons: 3
Coding region: 66-779 (237 amino acids)
Cellular component (GO): extracellular matrix
Source: RefSeq, a predicted model, not a curated record